Molecule: messenger RNA, 2020 nt
Organism: Desarmillaria tabescens
Lineage: Eukaryota; Fungi; Basidiomycota; Agaricomycetes; Agaricales; Physalacriaceae
Product: peptide N-acetyl-beta-D-glucosaminyl asparaginase amidase A-domain-containing protein
Exons: 14
Coding region: 166-1920 (584 amino acids)
Source: RefSeq, a predicted model, not a curated record
AUGACGAUACCUGCAGUAUAACUGGUAGCACUGUGAGAUUCUUUAUCUCCCGGCUGAUCUUAGGUUGUUCUCGUACCGCAUGGACCGGAGGCCUUCUCCAUCCAUUUACGCCAAUAUAUUCCGUAUAUUUCUGACGGCGGAACACGGUCCUGAGAAGGUUUUUAAAUGAGCUAUGAUCUCUCUAGGUGUUCUCUCAGAGCGUCCACCAUGAUCUUCUCGUUGCUUCUCGUAUCCCUGACAGCCGUCACUCGCGCUGCCGUUCUCGUGGAUUUCCAGGUUGCUCAGCCGGCCAUUGUACCCUCUAAUGUGAAGCAAUGCACAGUUCAAGUGCUUCAACGUGAUUUUGCAUUUUCUUUCGGCGACUCUGAAAUUGUGGAGCUAGUGCCACCCACGGACUGUGGGCCUGUUGGGUCUUGGUCGGCUAUAACUCUGAAUCUGACAGUAACUUCCAAUGGAACUCAGUUCGACCGACUUGGCAUUUUUACGUUUCAAAAUAUUGAAAUUUGGAGGACGUCUACGCCAGAACCCACUCGAGGCGAUGGAAUCAUUUGGACUUACAUCAAGGAUGUUUCGCACUACAUGCCGCUAUUUGAGAUGACUGGCACUUUCAUCUUUCAGUUAGAUAAUCUCAUUCAGCCGGGCUUGGAUGGUAUAUAUUCAUCUGUGGUCCACGCGACAUAUUAUGCCUCCUCGAAUGAGCACCCCCCGGCUGAGAAAGCUGACUUAAUCGUACCGCUCUCUACCCUAGCUAACGACACUGGGAAUGACGCUUCAGUACCACCUGGCUUCUCGUUGAACGUUACUCUCCCUACCAAUACCGUGGAGAUAUAUGCAGAGCUCUUUGCGUCCGGUAAUGCCCAAGAGGAAUUCUGGUACACCAAUGCCGCCAACGAUUUCAUCUCCGAUCUUCCUGAUGGCACCACUUUUGGCCAAGGGCCUUUCCGUGAAGUUCGUUUGCUUAUCGAUGGACAGGUAGCCGGUGUCGCAUUCCCAUAUCCUGUCAUCUUUACCGGCGGUAUCAUACCGUCGUUCUGGAGACCAAUUACUUCAUACGGCGCCUUGGAUCUUCCCACUUAUUUCCUUGAUGUAACUCCAUUUGCCCCCUUGCUCUCAGAUGGUAAUCCUCACGACUUUACCAUCGACGUUCCCUCUGCGGAAGCAGACCAUACUACGAACCAGAAUUGGUUUGUUUCUGGGCUGCUGCAGGUCAUUACGGAUUCCUCACCGAAGCCCACUACUGGAAAGAUUACAAAAUAUGCUGUCGAGCCAUUCGCAGUGGCGUCGGCUAAGGGGAGUGUAUCUGAGUCAGGAUUUGACGUCGAAAUAACCGUUGAGGCAAUGCGGAGUGUGCAUAUCGAGGCCGACGUUAUCAGUGGGAGCGGAAAAACUACGCAUGUUGUUUGGACUCAGGAUAUGAGUUACUCGAAUCUACAAAUUUACACAAACGAGGCUUUGACCCAGUCAAUAAAACAAACAGCUACGGGAGACAUACGUUCCACCCAUAAUGGUGUUUCUGUUGUUACCGAUUCAUUCUCCUAUCCUCUUGAGCUCAAUAUGACUUUUCUGACAUCUUCAUUUACGAACUGGACUUCUGAGGUCGACCACUCAUACGAUCGCACAGUACAAGCAAGCCCCUUGGUGUUAGGGACCACGAUUCACAAUCAUCAGAUAACUACCGGCUUUUUCCAAAUAGCUUCGACUGGAAAUACUGGCAAUGGGACGAACAACAAUACCUUUACCUAUCAGGACACUGCCGGGAACACGUAUCAGAGAAUCGUUAAUGCGGCGCUCAAUAAUAUCACUUUUGACGAACAAAGUGGUAGUCUUGCACCAGCUUCCACUCCAGCGGUCGUAGCUCAAGCGUUGCAAGCUAACGAUAGAAUGUUUGCUCCGGCGCGCUUGCCGGGGAAUAAUGCAUGAAGAGAAGUAGUAGUCAGAUAUUUAUUUAUGUACGGGAACAAAUGAAGAAUGAGUUGAUCAAAGUUGAUCCAUUUUUUAUAAAUCGGCUUUAUCGGCCCGU